This is a messenger RNA of Tetrahymena thermophila SB210, 402 nucleotides long. RefSeq lists its product as hypothetical. The transcript has a single exon. The record is from RefSeq and is a predicted model, not a curated record. Lineage: Eukaryota; Ciliophora; Oligohymenophorea; Hymenostomatida; Tetrahymenidae.
AUGGUUAAAAAGAAAGGAAAAAAAGGAAAAAAGAAAGGAAAGAAGAAAUAGAAAAAGGUCAAGGAAUACGAUCCUCCCAAAUAUGAAUUACCAGAAUACGAAGACCCAGAUAUUGUGACACCAAAAGUGGAAUUGACUAUUAAGUUAGCAAAUCCUGUUAAUGAAGUACUAACUCUAAAAUUAUCUGAUAUUCCAAUUACAACUAGAGUCGAAUACAUAAGAUAAAAAAUAGCAGCUAUGCACCAAGGAGCAGUAAGUGAGAUCAUGAUUUGUAGAGAUAGAUUCAACCCUGAAGAAGCAUUUGACCCUACUAAAACUCUUGAAAAAUGUGGAAUAAUUUCAGAAGGCGAAGUCAAAUUGUUUUAUGAUUUCAAACCUGUAACAAACCCACUUUUAGUUUGA